CCUCUCCCGCCUCGCACGAAGGCACCACCGACGGCAUUAUAUUUUUCAUUCCUACUUUACCCUUAUACUUUCUUUGAAUUUCUCCUGGACCACAAAGUUCUAGCACUCCGAUGGAGGGGUAUUUCGGGGAGGUCAGGUGUAAAGAAUAACUGCAGCCUGGAUUUCCCAACUUUCUUUGCGAACACGACAAUUGUGAGAUUCACACCAACAAAGCACAAGUUUUGGAGACGAACUGAAAAGAAAAGAGAAGAAAAGAAAAGUGAAAGAAAAAGUUUCUCAACUCAUCUUGGUCUUUCACGGAGUCUUAGUUGCUGCUUCAAUAAACGUGGUGCAGGGUGUGAUGAAUUACCAUUCUACUGGCCGGAACCAGAGACCCGGGGGUUUCAAGGUUAAGAGUGCCAUUCAGUUCACAUUGCUCCUUGCCAUCUCCAUCUGGUUGUUAUACCAGGCUAAGCACCCUUACCAUAAGAGGAAGGACUAUGGUGGGAGUUUACAAAGCAAGCUCAUUGAAAAACACAGAAUUCUAAUGUUGGGCCGCAAAGGAAAUGCUGGGCUGUUGAGUGAUGGAGAUGAGUCGGACCUGGAAGAUGAAGACUUAGUGGGAGAAGCUGGGAACGAAGAUGGAGGUGGUGGGAAUAAUGAAUUCAACAGAAACUCUGAAAUAAAAGAUGAUGAAAGGUCUUUGCCAAAGGCAAGGGAAAACACUAAUCAAAAUGCCGCUACUCAUGGGGAGAAAACAGAUGGAAAGGUGAAGGAAACAGAAUCCAAAGGAUCACAAGAAGACAAUGUUUCUGAUAUUGAAGGAGGUGAAGGCAAUGGAUCGGUCAGUUUAAAUAAGGAUAUACCUGGGCAGAAAAUUAACGAGGGAGAUACUGUUAGUACACAAAUAAUUGAAAGUGAUGAGGCAUUGGGGUACAGCAAGGGGGAUGAUGAGAAUGAAGCCCCAAUAGAUGGUCAAGAGGUGGAUGCUGUCCAAUCCAGUGGAAGGGAGAAUGCUCCUGUCCAUGGCCACAGUGAAAUGGAAAAUGAAGCCCAUGGCUUUCAGGAUAAGAACGGGGUUCCCCAUGAUGGUAAUGAUGUUUUGGAAUCUAGGAAGAUCGCAUCAAAUGACAACCAGUCUAACAUUCUACCUCAGGGAACAAUUUCGAGAUUAGGCAGUCUAAUUGGACUGUCCGAAAACGUGCCAGUUGAAGGAAUGGAUGUGUUGAAUGAAGGAAGCUACCCUGCUGAUUCUGAAAAUGAAAGUAAGAGCAUCAUAGAAGGUUUGAAGAAUGACAUUACAGUUAAGGUGGAAAUCAAAUCUGAAACCCGCGGUGCUAUUAACACACUCAGCAGCAAUGGUUCAUCAUCAGUGACUACCAACAAUGAUAGUGUAGCUUUGGAGGAUUCUCACCCUUUAUCUUUCCAACAAGAACGAGAAGUGGAUAUGGAUGGAAAGAUUUUCCCACAAGACAGUAGCGUAGAAGAAAUGUAAAGAAGAAUUUCCAACACAUAGUAGAAUGCGUACACAUUUUUUCUUCUUCUAAGACAUUGUACAGUCUUGUGUUACUCAUGCUUUU
Messenger RNA from Malania oleifera, 1559 nucleotides. RefSeq lists its product as uncharacterized. Lineage: Eukaryota; Viridiplantae; Streptophyta; Magnoliopsida; Santalales; Ximeniaceae. The record is from RefSeq and is a predicted model, not a curated record. The transcript has 2 exons. Bases 341 to 1474 code for a protein of 377 amino acids.